AUGACAUUUCUCAAUGUCAUUUUUGAGACACACGUCUCUGUAAUGUUUGAACGUGGAAGAUUUCUCCAUCUGGGUUUUUUCCAAUUGCAGAAAAUGGGCAAAAGGGGUGGCGCUGAAUCGAGUGACAACAAUCAAAGGAUUGAUGUAUCAAUAACGAAAGAACAAGGAAAGGGGAAGAAAUUAUGGAAGAAGAUGAAGUAUCAGCUUGUUGAAUACCACUCGUUGCCUGCGUAUAUGAAAGAUAAUGAAUUCAUUUUAGGCCAUUAUCGUGCUGAAUGGCCUCUCAAGCAGAUUUUCAUGAGCAUCUUCACCCUUCACAACGAAACCCUUAAUGUUUGGACACACUUAAUUGGGUUCUUCCUUUUCCUAACCCUAACAAUUUAUAGUGCGAAAAUGAUCCCAAAUGUAGUCGAUAUCCCAACCCUAAAACAUUUCCCAGAUGUAUUGCGAAGAACCGAUCUUUAUAAACUUCGUGAAGACCUUUUAACUUGUAUUCCUUCAAUGCCUAAUAUGCCCGAUUUACAGAAACUCCGAGAUGAAAUCAAGACUUCAUUUCAUGCAUCAUCGGACCUCCUGCCAUUAAUGUCAAAUUGGCAUAUUGUCGAACUUCUUACAAAUUGUUUGCCUGAGCGAUUCUCACAUAGCAAUCACACCGAUAUAUGUGUUCUUCAAAGCAUGAAAGAAGAUGUAGCAAACAUAAUCGCGCCAUUAAUAACACGACCAAUCACAAAAUGGCCAUUCUUCGCAUUCUUAGGCGGAGCAAUGUUUUGCCUCCUAUCAAGCAGUCUCUGCCACCUCCUCUGCUGCCACUCAAAACGUCUCUCCUACAUCAUGCUCCGCCUCGACUACGCCGGCAUCGCCGCCCUAAUCUCCACCUCAUUCUACCCGCCCGUCUACUACGCGUUCAUGUGCCACCCUUUCUUCUGCAAUCUCUACCUAGGGUUCAUAACCCUUUUAGGAAUCGCAACAAUCAUGGUCUCACUCCUACCCGUAUUUGAUCGACCCGAGUAUCGAAACAUCCGUACGGGUCUUUUUCUUGGAAUGGGGUUGUCGGGUGCGGGCCCCAUUUUUCAUAAACUUGUGUGGUUUUGGAAUCAACCAGAAGCGGUGUAUACGACUGGAUAUGAGAUCUUGAUGGGGACUUUUUAUGGGAUUGGGAGUUUGCUUUAUGCAACGAGGAUACCCGAGAGGUGGAUGCCCGGGAAGUUUGAUAUUGUGGGGAAUAGUCAUAAUUUGUUUCAUGUGUUGGUGGUGGCCGGAGCUUAUACGCAUUAUAGGGCGGGGUUGGUGUAUUUGAGGUGGAGGGAUAUGGAAGGGUGUUGAUGGGGAAUAAGUAUGUGUGGUUGUGAUAUUGUUGUAUAGUUUAGGAAGAUGUGGAGGUUUUAUAAAAAAUAUUCAUCAUGAUGAUGAGUAUGUGAUGUUGUUGCAUAUAUGAUAUAUCCAUCCAUGAAUAUGUGGUGAUAUUACAUAUGUGAUGUAUCCGAUCCAUUUGUAGUUGGAACUUUCUUAUAUCACAAAGACCGUAUUUCCUACUUUGGGCUUUAUUAAUGAUAACAAACUUUGUUAUGCAAUAUGUACUUAUGCUAGUGAAAGUAGUUCCUAAUAUUUGGUUUGAAUGAUACUUUUGAACGUUUGUUAUGCACUUAUGGUAGUGAAAAUAGUUCCUAAUAUUUG
Lactuca saligna is the source of this 1674-nucleotide messenger RNA. The record is from the annotation of a GenBank genome assembly. Lineage: Eukaryota; Viridiplantae; Streptophyta; Magnoliopsida; Asterales; Asteraceae.